Messenger RNA from Pseudoliparis swirei, 3835 nucleotides. It is a transcript of the gene sema3c, whose product is annotated as sema domain, immunoglobulin domain (Ig), short basic domain, secreted, (semaphorin) 3C. Bases 147 to 2441 code for a protein of 764 amino acids. The transcript has 19 exons. Gene Ontology annotation, biological process: negative regulation of axon extension involved in axon guidance; neural crest cell migration; positive regulation of cell migration. The record is from RefSeq and is a predicted model, not a curated record. NCBI's taxonomy places the organism in Eukaryota, Metazoa, Chordata, Actinopteri, Perciformes, Liparidae. Gene Ontology annotation, molecular function: semaphorin receptor binding; chemorepellent activity.
CAGAUCUGGUUCGAUACCCGACUUGUCCAAGUGGGACCCGCUCUGGAGGAAGCUUCUGAAAGAUUCAAGUCGGCAUUUCUUGGACCCGACGGACUUCAACUGUAAAUAUCACAAGCAGUGGUGACCGGUCGGGGGUUCUUGCAGCCAUGGGCAGGCCGGAGGGGUCGGCCGCCGGGGGGGCGCCUCUGCUGUUAGCGUCGGCGCUCCUGGCUCUCUCUCUCUUCUCCGCGGGGGUCUCGGGCCUCCCACAGCCGCUCCCGAGAGUCUUCCUCUCCUUUGAAGACCUGCAGGCGUCCCAGUCCUUCGAACACUACAGCAUAUCAGAGAAGGCCAUGGACUACCGGAUCCUGCAGAUGGACGAGGACCAGGACCGGAUGUAUGUAGGCUGCAAAGACCACGUCCUCUCCAUGGACAUCAACAACAUCACACUUGGCGCGCUUAAGGUGUUUUGGCCGGCGUCUCCGAGCAAGAUAGAGGAAUGCCAAUUGGCAGGAAAGGAUCCCACGCACGGCUGUGGGAACUUCAUCCGGGUGGUGCAGCCGUAUAACAGGACACAUCUGUUCAUGUGUGGCAGCGGAGCGUACAGCCCCGUCUGCGUGUACGUCAACAGGGGCCGCAGACCAGAGGAACAAGUAUUUCACCUCGACUCCAGGACCGAAUCUGGAAAGGGGAGGUGCUCCUUCAACCCUCAAGUGAACACGGUCUCCGUCAUGAUCAACCAGGAGCUGUUCUCAGGCAUGUAUAUCGACUUCAUGGGGACCGAUGCUGCCAUCUUCAGGAGCCUGACCAAGAGGAACGCCGUGAGAACAGACCAGCACAACUCCAAGUGGCUGAGUGAGCCAAUCUUCAUCGACGCCCACCUGAUACCAGACGGAACAGACCCCAACGAUGCCAAAUUGUAUUUUUUCUUCCGCGAGAGGCUGACGGACAACAGUGGAAAUACUAAAAACAUCCACACCAUGGUGGCCAGAGUGUGUCCGAGUGACAUCGGAGGACAGCGGAGCCUGGUGAACAAAUGGACCACCUUUCUGAAGACCCGGAUGGUGUGUUCGGUUCUGGAGGACGACGGCACCGAAACGCACUUUGACGAACUGGAAAAUGUGUUUCUGCUGGAAGCCGAUCAGCCCAAGGCUCUGUUGGUGUUUGGAGUCUUCACAUCCACGAGCUCCGUGUUUAAAGGCUCGGCCGUGUGCGUGUACAACAUGGCCGACAUCCUCACCGUCUUCAACGGGCCCUUCGCUCACAGAGAAGGGCCCAACUUCCAGUGGGCGGCCUUCCAAGGACGCAUCCCUUACCCGAGGCCCGGCACCUGCCCUGGCGGAGCCUUCACGCCCGACAUCCACACGACGAAGGAGUUCCCGGACGACGUGGUGACCUUUGUGCGGAACCACCCGGUCAUGUUCAACGCCAUCUACCCGGUGGGGCGGAGGCCGCUGGUGGUCCGGACCAACGCCGACUACAAGUACACGUCGGUGGCGGUGGACCAGGUCGUGGCCGCCGACGGCAACUACCAGGUGCUGUUCCUGGGCACAGACAAAGGUACGGUCCAGAAGGUGAUCGUGCUGCCGAGCAACCGAUCCCUGCAUCGAGAUCUGAUCCUGGAGGAGCUGGAAGUGUUUAAGGAUCAAGCUCCUGUUACCAACUUGAGAAUCUCCUCAAAGAAACAACAGCUGUACGUCAGCUCGGAGUUCGGGGUCUCGCAGGUCUCCCUGCACCGGUGCGACGCGUACGGCUCGGCUUGCGCCGACUGCUGCCUCGCCCGAGACCCCUACUGCGCCUGGGACGGCCUCAGCUGCUCGCGCUUCUACCCCACCGGCAAAAGGAGAAGCAGGAGGCAGGACAUUAUGCAUGGGAAUCCACUCACUCAAUGCAGAGGGUUCAAUCUGAAAGCCUACAGGAACGCGGUGGAGAUGACGCAGUACGGUGUGAGGAACAACACCACCUUCCUGGAGUGCCUCCCCAAGCCUCCUCAGGCGUCCAUCCGCUGGCUCAUCCACCGGGACAACGACAGGCGGAAAGAGGUGAAGCUGAGCGACCGCGUGGUCUCCACGGAGCACGGCCUCCUCAUCCGCUCGGUGCAGCUGUCCGACCAGGGCCUCUACUACUGCCUGACCACGGAGAACGGCUUCAAACGCACCGUCGCCAAGAUCCGCGUGCGGGUGCUGAGCGAGGCCAUGGUGAGCGUGCUGACGGACAAGCAGCAGUCUCCGUGGGCCUGGGCCAGCUCGCUGCACCCCAAGACCCUGUUGGCGGCCUUCAGUCCGGCCGAGAGUCUCGCCGUGCAGCAGUACUGCAAAGAGAGGAAGCAGCUGCAGGCCCUCCAGCAGCCGCAGCCGCAGCCGCAGCCGCCUGGGCCUCUCCGGGGGGACUUGGCCAAACUGAAGCCCCUGCUGGACCGGAGGAAGAGCCGCAACCGGCGCUAUCACGUCCCGGAGGUCUGAGAACUUGACACGAGCAAACCUCCACGCUGUUUACCCCCCCCCCCCCCCCCCCUCCAGAACCCUUCCUUCUUUUCUUUUUUUCAAACUCUCAUCUCAUCUCAAAACUGUGCGAGCUGGGGAGUUGUUAUUCGCCAUAAUCUCCCAUUCGUGCGGCAGAUGGCUGUGACAUCCACCAACGCACCACCCACAGGCGCCCACGAGCAGCUCGUUAGCCGUCACACACACCGAGGUGGCCCGGUGCGCGAGCGGCAGUAAUAAACUGUGCCCCCCCCCCCUUGCUUGUGAUAAUGCAGCUGUAGUCAAUGAUCUUAUCAUAUUUUUUCGAUAUUAGAAAGGAAACUAUAGACCGGGUGUUAACAAGCUCACGAUGGAUUUGUUCUUCACAACAACAAAAGAGGCGGUAAUUGAAAAAGAGACAAGGGGGGAGAGACAGAUGCAUGCUUGAGAGCGAGCGCCGUCUCAAAGUAUAAUAUUCGUUUUUUUUUUCGAUUCUACGCACAUUUCUCUAUUUACCUUCAACUAACAAACGAGUGAGUGGAGCGGCUGCGUGGGCGAACAUCAGGCAAUACAGAGUAAACAAAUAAAUAAGGGGUUGCUCAUGGGUUGACUGCCUCUCACGACGGCUCCGAUCCCACGAAGCACAGAUGGCGAGUGGUUCCAAUAAAAAGCGGCGCAUUACUUCGCCGUGUAUUAGUUCAAAGGCCAAGCUUAACAUCCUGUUUCCUAAACACAAAUAGUAGUAAAAUACAGAGUGGCGUGUCGAAUUCUGCGGGAAAUCUGUUGCAAACAUCUGACAAAAAUCAGCUGCACGUUGUGUUGCACUCCCCUUGUUUCUAGCACAGAAGCAUGUUUCUAGAAAUGCGUCAGUGAUGACGAGGGAUCUUAAAUCUCGCCUGGAUCACAUGGCGGAUUUGCAUAUUUUAGUUUUACGGCGUAGAUCACAUCUUACGGGAGAUGCUGACGCGUGACAAAAAGCUGUCAACAGCAAAAUAGGCCGUUUUAAUUAAUAAAUAGUCAUUAUUUGACUUCUGUGAAUUGAUUUUUUUUUUUCAAAGACGUAGUUCAUGUAGAUAGAGAUUAAUCGUUGUGUACAUAGUAUAUUUUCUUUUUCUUUCAUCCUUUUAAUUUAAUGUCGUGCAGAUGUUUGUGAGAGUGUGUACAUAAUGUCAACAUGAUGCACCAGCCUUAUGACUGUAUCUGCAAAUUGCAGAGACACAGAGUAUUAUUUUCAUUUUCACUUUCAUUUCCCUUUCUCCGUUUUAAUAAAUCUGUGCGACCGGCGUCACAUCAACUCCAAGUCGCUGUAACUUCAGUGUUAUGAAUCUUAUGUAUUUCUAUUUAUUAAUGUCGUGAUAGCCUGAAUAAAUCUGUUCUUUGAUGAAUCUCAAAUUUUA